AUGGUCAGAGUCGGCUGCGGCGUGCUGGCAGCAGCACUUUACCUGGCGGCUGGUGAGUUCCGCGACGCGGGCCCAUUGAACAGUACUUUGACUGUGACCAAAAAGGUGAACUGCGCGUUUGACAUCUAUGGAGUCCUCUUGUCGGCGGGAAAGACUGGAAGCGCCUUCUAUUCCACGCAGAAGAAAUGCCACAAACAGGACAGUGAGGACGAGAAGCGCAGUUGCGCUUCGGCCGUGCAGGGGCUGGUGGCCUCUUUGGGCUUCCUCGCAUCGUUUACGAGCGGGGCAGCCCACGAUUGCGCUGCAAGCCUUAAUGUACCUGCACUUUGCACAGGGGCGUCUUCCACCUUUGUGUCUGUACUUGCCAUUCUGGGCUCGGCUUUCUCAAGCUUCAAAGCCGCUUGUACCGACGCUGGUGACAAGGAUGCCGUUCCUUUCCGGCGUUUGCACGGGCAUCAUGAUACUUGGUCUGCUGCCAGUUCAACCAGUUCGAAUAGUUCGAGCGCCCCUCACGUGUCAAAGCUGCCACCUUCACCGCUACUCCCGCUACGCGUUCUGGACACUAACUUGGAGAAGAGAAUACGGGAUCACCUCGCUGACAAGCGAAAACGCGAAUCUGAGAUUACAUCCUGCGUGCUGGAUGUCGGCUUGAUUUCUCUCUUUACGGGGAAGGGCCUCAUGAAUAUCGCGAAGGCUGCUCAGCACAGUCCUUGUGUAGAUAGGUUUGACUCACAUCCAGGCGAAGCCGAAACAGCAUGCGUUGUCCAAGUAUCUGGCAUCAUCGCGACCUUCGAGUUAGUUGGGAGCUUGCUCGCUGGUGUGUCUGCCCUGUGUCCAAUUGAGAAGGACAAACCGGAGAAGGCUUCAUGUGCUUCAGACUCCUUGGUUGUCAUGGCUAGCGUCGGGGCCGUUGUCCAGCAGGGCACCGCCAUGAGCCUGGAGUGCGGGGAAGAGGACGAAGAGCACGAAGACCACAUCAACGCAGACUUGGAAGGUGACAUCAUCCCCUGA
Symbiodinium natans is the source of this 1011-nucleotide messenger RNA. The record is from the annotation of a GenBank genome assembly. NCBI's taxonomy places the organism in Eukaryota, Dinophyceae, Suessiales, Symbiodiniaceae.